AUGCCUGAACCUACCAAAUCUGCUCCUGCUGCAAAGAAAGGCUCCAAGAAGGCGGUGACCAAGGCGCAGAAGAAGGAUGGUAAGAAGCGCAAGCGCAGCCGUAAGGAGAGUUACUCUGUCUACGUGUACAAGGUACUGAAGCAGGUCCACCCUGACACCGGCAUCUCGUCCAAGGCUAUGGGCAUCAUGAACUCCUUUGUGAACGACAUCUUUGAGCGCAUCUCGGGUGAAGCGUCUCGCCUGGCACAUUACAACAAGCGCUCGACCAUCACGUCCCGGGAGAUCCAGACCGCCGUGCGCCUGCUGCUGCCGGGGGAGCUGGCCAAGCACGCCGUGUCUGAGGGCACCAAGGCCGUUACCAAGUACACUAGUUCCAAGUAA
Messenger RNA from Chrysochloris asiatica (Cape golden mole), 381 nucleotides. RefSeq names its product histone H2B type 1-M-like. The transcript has a single exon. The record is from RefSeq and is a predicted model, not a curated record. Gene Ontology annotation, molecular function: protein heterodimerization activity; DNA binding; structural constituent of chromatin. Lineage: Eukaryota; Metazoa; Chordata; Mammalia; Afrosoricida; Chrysochloridae. Gene Ontology annotation, cellular component: nucleosome. The coding region runs from base 1 to 381 and encodes 126 amino acids.